Messenger RNA from Brugia malayi, 1938 nucleotides. RefSeq lists its product as uncharacterized. The record is from RefSeq and is a predicted model, not a curated record. The transcript is spliced from 12 exons. Gene Ontology annotation, molecular function: nucleic acid binding. Bases 1 to 1938 code for a protein of 645 amino acids. Lineage: Eukaryota; Metazoa; Nematoda; Chromadorea; Rhabditida; Onchocercidae.
AUGAGUGACUAUGGUUCGUUCGCUCAAAGAGAUGGGUUUUUCACCGAUGAACAUGGAAGGAGUGAUGAGAAAGACUUCGCGUCAACCGGGCAGCAGCUUCCUUCUGGCGAUGUUGGGAAGCAGCUGCCUGCUACAAGCUUUGGGCAAAAAUUUCCACCUCGUACCAGCCAAAAUAUUGAAGAGCUGCAGCUCUCAAAUGACGAUAUUCGCGCACCAGAUCUUGAAGAUGUCAGGAAAGCCGCCAAACGCUUUAUUGAAGCAACUAUUACUAGUACAUACGGCUUACAAAAUCAAUCUGUAGACAAAUGGGGCACCACCUAUAAUGGUGAUGUUGAAGAUACCGAAUUUGCUCAUGUUUUGGACAACUUGCCGACCUCUUACGAUGAUUUUGAAUCAAAAGAACUGCACCUUAAAUUAGAACGUAAUUUAUCGAGUCCACUAAUGACUUGUCAAAGUCCCAAUGCAGAUUCUGGACGUGUAUCUGCUGGUUCGAGUUUGACAAAAUCUUCUAACAUGUAUCUCUGUGAUGCUGGAAGUAAUCCACCAGAUGCGGACGAUCUUGAAGUUGCGAUGAUCAAUCAGUCAUUCGAAGAACAACAAAAGCAAACUAAGCUCUAUGCUAGUCCCGGUUUAAAAGAUCUAUUCUAUUCACAACCGAAUACUACUGACGACCGUGUUACAAUUAAAAAUUUUGACAAGGAAGCAGUUAACAUCGCAAAACAUUCAUUGCUGGUUGCUGCUGAUACCCAUAAAAGUGAUUGCACUGAGGGACCACUUUUCCCUACGGAUUUAUUGCUUGCCGGUGUAUCUACAAAAUCAAUCAUUUCCAAGGAAUCAUUGACAAUUGGUUCACCAUGGACCGUCUACAAAGAAAAUUUUGUAAAAGAGAUUGGAGCACAAAAAACGUCCGGAGGUCAGGAGGUCGCAAACAAUCCGCUGUCACCCAAAGCAAAUAGUGAAUUCAGUUCAGCAUCGCAAGAAGCAUUUGGCAGUUCACUUGUUUCAAUGAAAGUAAUGUCAGCUUUGAUGGGAUCUCAGCAUGUGAAAGGACUUCAGGAUAUUUGUACAUCUGUAAUAGAUGAUAGUAUGGAUGCUACUGAAGCUCUAGCUGUAGAUGUGGUCGAAAGUCUUUUCGACAGAAGCGGGCUGGCUGAAACUUCAUGUACUGCAGGAGAUUUUGAUAACCAGAAUCUGGUAAAAAGCAAUAAUGAAAACGAUGUGCUAAAAUCGGGCAAUGGUAAGCCAACUUCUUUGACGGAAUUAAUAAGUGGUAAAAAGAAAGAAGGAUCGGUAAGUAAAGAACAAAAGGAAAAAGAUGAAACCGUGAUAUCCAGCAGCGAUGCAGUCGAUUCGUGGGAGGAACUUGACAACGAUGACUACAGCUCCAAACUUGUUAAUGAAAUCGAAGUAGCGAUGUGUAAGGUGAAGAUUCGGAAGCCGAAGAUGAAUUACUUUAGUGGACCUUCUGUUGAUCCGUGGGAUGAUAAUUUAUUACCACAUGUUUUGGAAGCCUUCAAUCUUCCUGUUAAAUUUACCGAAGACGAUGUGAAGCAAGAAUUGGCCAAACAUGAUUGUGCGAACGUCGCUAUUUAUCCUGUUGAUGACACGCACUGUUUGGUCGUCUUUGCCUCAAAAAAUGCCGCUCUGCAAGCGAUGAUUGCUGUCCGACAGCAGCAAAGUAUUGCUAAAGUGCGACUUCGUUCGUUGUGUGAUGCAACCAGAGCUACACAAGAAAAAGCUCGUAAAUAUGAAGCAAUCCUUCGCCCUCAUAAGCAACGUCCUCAAACAACACCACUCGUGGCUCGGCGUCUCAUCGAGGGUGCUCUUGGCAAACGCGCGAAUGUUUCGGCACAACAGAUCAGUAAUGAAAGAAAACAGCUGAAAGAUGCGAAAGAUUUGAAACAAGCGAGGGCUGCAGUUUGGGAAGAUGGUCCAUAA